Molecule: messenger RNA, 525 nt
Organism: Penaeus vannamei (Pacific white shrimp)
Lineage: Eukaryota; Metazoa; Arthropoda; Malacostraca; Decapoda; Penaeidae
Source: RefSeq, a predicted model, not a curated record
AUGUCCGCAAAACACCACGCCACCAAAGCUGACGACCAGCGCCAGGCGAGGCUACACUCUGCAGCAACCGUCGCAACAGUCAUCACACCCCGCAAUAGUCAUCCCACUCCGCAGUCAUCUCCCAAUCACCCGAGUCAGUCAUCUCCGUCCGCAGUCAUCACACCCCGCAGUCAUCCCACCCCGCAGUCAUCCCAGCUCCCAGUCCCACCUCCGCAGUACCUAUCCCGCAAUCUUCCCACUCCGUCCGCAGUCAUCCCACCCCGCAGUCAUCACACUCAGCCGCAGCUCAUCCCACUCCGCAGCUCACCAAUCCCGGUCCGCAGUCACAGUCCCACCCGCAGUCAUCACACUCCGUCCGCAAGUUCAUACCCACCCGCAGUCAUCCACUCCGCCGCAGUCAUCCCACCCCGCAAGUCAUCCCACUCCGCAGUCAUCCCACAUCCCACAUCCGCAGUCAUCCCACUCCGCAGUCAUCACACCCCGCAGUCAUCCCACUCCGCAGUCAUCCACACCCCAGUUUUCUAA